UUAUGCUUGACAAUCAUUUGUCGUUCCAGGUUCAUCAAGAUAUGACUGCUCCAUUAUCCCAUUAUUUCAUAUAUACAGGCCACAAUUCUUAUCUGACUGGGAACCAACUUAGUAGCGAUUGCAGCGAUGUCCCAAUAAUUAAAGCACUGAAGAGAGGUGUAAGAGGAAUUGAGUUGGAUAUAUGGCCAAAUUCUAAGAAAGAUGAUGUGCUUGUUCUUCAUGGAAGGACCCUGACUACCCCCGUGUCACUCAUCCAAUGCUUGAGGUCCAUUAAAGAAUAUGCCUUUUCAACAUCCCCAUACCCUGUCAUUAUAACACUUGAAGACCACCUUACUCCAGAUCUUCGGGCUAAAGUAGCUGAGAUGGUCACUCAAACAUUUGGAGAAAUGCUGUUCUACCCUGAGUCGAACGUUUUAGUGGAAUUCCCCUCCCCAGAAGUAUUGAAACAUCGGAUUAUUCUUUCAACCAAGCCACCAAAAGAAUACCUUGAAUCUCAGAGAGAUCAGGACAAAGGAAAUAAAUCACGGAGAUAUCAGCACAAAGGAAACAAAUCUCAGAGAUAUCAGGACAAAGGAAAUAAAUCUCAGAGAUAUCAAGAAAAAGGAAAUAACUCACAAAAAAUAAAGGAUUUGUCUGAUGAAGAUUUAGGGAGGAAGGAGGUCUCAGACCCAACGGGUGAAUCUGAAUCCACUGAUGAUAAGAGUGACUGUGAUCCUCAAGAUGAUGAAGAGAUGGAUGAGAGUUAUUGUGAUUCACACCCGGUAGGAGCACCUGAAUACAAGUGUCUAAUUACUAUUCCUGCUGGGAAACCUAAGGGGGGUAUGAAAAUGGCACUAAAAGUGGAGCCCGAUAAAGUUAGACGUCUUAGUUUGAGUGAACAAGCACUUGAAAAUGCUACAGAAUCUCGUGGGACUGAAGUUGUGAGGUUCACCCAGAAGAAUAUUCUGAGGGUAUAUCCAAAGGGUACACGUGUUACCUCCUCAAAUUACAAGCCACUGUUAGGGUGGAUGCAUGGAGCUCAAAUGGUUGCAUUUAAUAUGCAGGGGUAUGGAAAAUCACUCUGGUUGAUGCAUGGUAUGUUCAGAUCUAAUGGAGGGUGUGGUUUUGUUAAAAAACCUGAUUUUCUGAUGAGGGUUGAUCCUCAUACUGGUGUUUUCGAUCCCAACGUAAAUUUGCCAGUUAAGAAAACUUUGAAGGUGAGAGUCUACAUGGGGAAUGGAUGGCGUUUGGAUUUCAGUCAAACGCAUUUCGAUACAUACUCCCCUCCAGACUUCUAUACAAGGGUUGGGAUAGCAGGAGUGCCAGCAGAUUCCAAGAUGAAGGAAACAAAGACAAAAGAGGAUGAGUGGAACCCUGUUUGGGAAGAAGAAUUUACUUUCCCACUGACAGUUCCGGAACUGGCUUUGCUUCGAAUUGAAGUAUACGAGCAUGACAUGCACGAUGAUGACUUUGGCGGGCAGAUGUGUCUUCCAGUUUCAGAGCUGAGGCCUGGCAUCCGGGCAGUCCCACUAUGUAACCGCAAGGGUGAGAAGUACAAGUCUGUGAAGCUUCUUGUGAAGUUUGAAUAUGUUUGAGAUUUUUUUUUUUUGGUGUAGAGUUGGUUGUAUUUCUUCCCAUAUAUUUUUUAGUUUAUUUGUUUUUAGGUUUGUGUUUUGCCAUUUAUAUAUACAGCUACUUGCCGACCCGUUUAGUUGGGAUAAGGCUGAGUUAUUGUUGUUGUUGUUGUUGUUGUAUACUAGGAUGGCUAAUUGAAAGCUUCUGGUUGUCUGCAAGUGGAUGACAGAAAUUGUUAGUAAAAAUGGGUAGAUGAUCUUGGUACA
Macadamia integrifolia is the source of this 1820-nucleotide messenger RNA. Its product is annotated as phosphoinositide phospholipase C 6-like. Gene Ontology annotation, molecular function: phosphatidylinositol-4,5-bisphosphate phospholipase C activity. The record is from RefSeq and is a predicted model, not a curated record. Gene Ontology annotation, biological process: phosphatidylinositol-mediated signaling; lipid metabolic process. The coding region runs from base 3 to 1574 and encodes 523 amino acids. Lineage: Eukaryota; Viridiplantae; Streptophyta; Magnoliopsida; Proteales; Proteaceae. The transcript has 8 exons.